Molecule: messenger RNA, 4910 nt
Organism: Mus pahari (shrew mouse)
Lineage: Eukaryota; Metazoa; Chordata; Mammalia; Rodentia; Muridae
Gene: Slain2
Product: SLAIN motif family member 2
Exons: 9
Coding region: 320-2143 (607 amino acids)
Biological process (GO): cytoplasmic microtubule organization; positive regulation of microtubule polymerization; microtubule nucleation
Cellular component (GO): microtubule plus-end
Source: RefSeq, a predicted model, not a curated record
GCCACGUCCUCCCCCGACGCUCUGAGGUCACCGACCGGGCUGGCCGGCAGGGGGCGGAGGGACGGAGGGAAGAUGGCUGCCGAGGCCGGAUAUUGGCGCCGCCUCCCCCAGUCGCGGAGCCGGCGCAGAUGAGGCGGUUCGGCUGGGGCCAGCGGCGCUUCGCAACCCGAGCCGGGGAGACCCUGGCGGUGGGGCCUGGCCCUGCUCUAUGCCGGCGCCUCGGCUAGCGUGAGCGGUGGCGGUAACGCCUCUCUUCCCCACCCCGCGACCCCGCGCUUCCCCUGCGGCUUGGGGAGUCGGAGCGGGCGGCGCGGCCGGCAUGGAGGACGUUAACUCCAAUGUGAACGCGGACCAGGAGGUGCGGAAGCUGCAGGAGCUGGUGAAGAAGCUGGAGAAGCAGAACGAGCAGCUGAGGAGCCGCUCGGGAGCCGUGCAGGGCGCAGGCCUCCUCGGGCCGGGCAGCCCAGCUCGAGUCGGCGUGUCCACCCCUUCGUCGGGCGCGGCGUCCCCUCGGGGCUUCCCGCUGGGCCUGGGCGCCAAGGCCAGCGGCGGGGCGGGCUCCGGCCCGCGACGGACCAGCAGCGAGGAUCUGCGGGACGCCGCCUCCUUGCUGGCGGCCGGCGAGGGAGGCUUGCUGGACGAGGUAGAGCCGCUGCGGCCCGACGAGCUGGAGCGCUUGUCGGGCUGGGAGGAGGAAGAGGAGAGCUGGUUGUACUCAUCACCAAAGAAAAAACUCACACCAAUGCAGAAAUCUGUUAGUCCAUUAGUUUGGUGCAGGCAAGUUUUGGAUUACCCAAGUCCUGAUGUGGAGUGUGCUAAAAAGUCCCUUAUCCACAAACUUGAUCAAACUAUGUCAGCUCUCAAGAGGCAAAAUUUAUACAAUAAUCCUUUCAACUCUGUGAGUUACUCAAGUCCUUAUAGUCCAAAUGCCAGUAGCCCUUACAGCAGUGGCUUCAACUCUCCAUCCUCAACACCAGUGCGACCUCCCAUAGUCAAGCAGCUUAUACUUCCUGGAAAUUCAGGUAACUUCAAAAGUUCAUCAGAUAGAAACCCUCCACUCAGCCCCCAGUCCUCUGUAGAUAGUGAGCUAAGUGCUUCAGAAUUAGAUGAAGAUUCAAUUGGAUCCAACUAUAAGCUAAAUGAUGUAACUGAUGUGCAGAUUCUAGCCCGGAUGCAGGAAGAAAGUCUCCGGCAAGAAUAUGCAGCCACCACCUCUCGACGCAGUUCUGGUUCAUCUUGUAAUUCUACAAGGCGGGGCACUUUUAGUGAUCAGGAGCUGGAUGCCCAGAGCUUGGAUGAUGAAGAUGAUAGUAUGCAUCAUGCAGUAUACCCUGCCGUUAAUAGGUUUUCUCCAUCCCCACGGAAUUCACCCCGACCAUCUCCUAAGCAGUCGCCUCGUAAUUCACCUCGUUCGCGGUCUCCUGCCCGGGGAAUAGAAUACAGUAGAGCAUCCCCACAGCCUAUGAUUAGCCGCUUGCAGCAGCCUCGCCUUUCCCUCCAAGGCCAUCCCACAGAUUUACAAACGAGCAAUGUUAAAAAUGAAGAAAAACUUAGACGCAGUCUUCCAAACCUAUCCCGAACAUCGAACACACAGGUUGACUCUGUGAAAAGCAGUAGAAGUGACUCCAAUUUUCAAGUGCCAAAUGGAGGAAUACCUCGAAUGCAGCCCCAGGCUUCAGCCACUUCUCAAAGGCUGAAAAGUUUGCCUCGUACUUCCCUCAAAGCCAAACAGUUGCUUCCAACUUCAUCUACAAAAAGAGUACCUUCUCCAGGCAAGUUCCGCUCCCCAGCAGCACCAUCUCCAUUGGCUCUUCGGCAACCAGUGAAAGCGUUUAGUAACCAUGGCUCUGGUUCUGGGAGCCAAGAAACCACCCAGUUCACGCAAAUCACCUCCUCACCUGGGCCUCCUGUGGUGCAGAACUCAGCCCCAGCAAACCCUUCCAGCAAUAUCAACAGUGCCACUCUAACCAGACCUGCAGGGACAACUGCAAUGAGGAGUGGCCUGCCCCGGCCUAGCGCCCCUUCUGCGGGGGGCAUCCCAGUGCCUCGCAGCAAGCUUGUACAGCCUGUUCGAAGAUCAUUGCCAGCUCCUAAAACUUAUGGUAGCAUGAAAGAUGACAGUUGGAAAGACGGCUGUUACUGACCAGCAGAGACGAGGACACAGAUGUCCACAGCUUCGUGGACACCGUCACCAAGCUGAAACCAACUUUUAUAUGCAGACUCUUCAGAUGAGACUCUUGGGGUUUGCAAACUCCCAGCCUCUCUGUCUUAAUAGCACAACUGACGGAGACGAGGAAGCAGCACUUUAAAGCCACGUGACAUCGGAUGUGUUUGGUAAUCAUGCAGUCACUCUCCACAGGCUCCUUAGCUUGUUCACUAGAAACACGGUUCAUUUUCUUAUUUGACAGAGGCCAAUAUCUGGGCAAAUACCUACUGGAUGCCAAAGAGAAAUGCCCAUUUGUAAAGAGAGUACCUGUGUACAUGGGAAGAUGGUGAACCUAGGCUAUCCAAAACCUCACGUUCAACCUACUUUACUGUACAAAUAGUAUCAAUAAAUAUUGUGUUAACAAGAACUAAUAUUCUGACUAAUUAAAUUGUUUUAUUAGUCCUUCAGGAUACAGUAAAUUAUAAAGAUUGGGAGAGAGGAAGGAAGGGCCUGAGCUAAAGAUUCAAACAUGCUUCUACCUGUGUUUAGGGAAGUUUUAUACAGUACUUUUGCAGGCUCAUUGGGGAAAGUAUCUUAUGUUUUAAACAUAGCUCACACCUAGCCACGUCCAGCUGGUGUCACAGGGCACGCCCAUGCCUUGCAUCACCAUCUCAGACUUGUGUGUACUUGUUUUUGAUUGCCAGAAGGGCUCACUGUCAAUUACAGUCUUUCUAACUGUCUAGUUCCUGGCUCAGGAAAGACAGCCUUUGCUGUUGAAGUCACCUUACUCACAUGCUGUUUCUGUCACACAACUGAAAGAUCUCGUUUCCAUUCCCAGGUUUCUAUGAUGUGAUGUGUCUUUGUUCUUGACAAAAUAACACCUCAGCACUUACAACCUGGAGUAAAACCAUAUCACAGGAGGAGGGAAAUCUAUGCACUUAACUAUAAAACUCUCUGGUGAUGACAGUUGUAUUGUUGCUCGUGAGCGGCAGAACGGUCUAUUAUGUGGGAGUCGAUCCACUUUAAAAUGAAUUACUGUAUGAAGUAUCUUUUUAAAAUACUGUCCCUCUUAGAUUCUGCCUUACAUCAACGUCUUCAUCGUUUGGUAACAAAUCAUCCAACUCUACUUUGCUGAAUACUUGCUUUCUAAUGGCGUAUGUGUGUAUAUACCCCUUGAAAUCAGCUGUUUUGUUUUUAUCGGAUUAUUAGCAAACUAUAACUCUAGCUGACUUCUCAUUUUUUAUAAUGAGGUCUUUUUUAAAUACUUAAUCUGGACAGUUUUAAAUAUUGGCAGUUGGGUCACAUAAAGGUGGGGCGGAUUUGAACUCAUUUAUUGUAAGUAGAGGUGUUCUGUAAGGUGCAAGUAGAAAUGCAGAGAGAAAGGGAAGGAAAGUUUCCCGCUCAGGAAAGCAUCGAGUUGAUAACAGAGACCCAGUCUGCCACUGCUGACGCUGGACCAGCAGCAGGGAGACAUAGAGCUCGCUAGCACAAGCAGCGCCAGUGCCGGAACUAGAGUGUAGAAUGGAAGACAUUGUGUCCUUGCGUUUGAAGGGAUGAGAGGGAAAGGAGGGGGUCAUGGUUAUCCAUAAUGAUGAACUAAAAAAACUGUUGUUUUUCCAAGAAAGAUGGAACAUAUGCUUUGGCGCGGUGUGUCUCAUAAAUGACAAAGAAGUAACCAACCGCGGUCUCUGUAGAGUCACGUGCACACAGCAAGCAGGUCUCUGUUCAGUGUAACAGUUGAAAAGAAAUAAUAAAUGCUGCAAUCUAAUAAUUUAAAAGAACUUUAAUGAACCAUCUAUUACAUUUUUUAAGUUAGAUAAUCAGUUUCAAAAGGAAUAUUCAGGUUAUUUAACAUUGUUUUUAAAUGGCUGUAUCAGAAAAAAAUAUCUAUUUUUUUUUAAUUAAACUAUUUCAUCACUUGUUUAAAAAUGUCUUUUGGAUCUGAGUUUGGUGAUAUUAUUUCAGCUGCUGCUGUACUACCACAGGUUAUUGGCUUUUAGUUUCCUAAAGAGAAAAAUUGCCUUCUUACUAGAAAGCCUUUGUGUGUUGCUGGUUUUUCUGUUUGGGAAAAAUCUAAGGAUUUACUGUGGUUGGUAGUACAGAAGAAAUGUGGAUUUGAUGAACUAGUGCCUAUGAUUUUAACUUAUGUUUGAUAUAUAGUAGUAGGGUUAUAAAUGUUGAUUAUUUUGUGCCAACAGCCCAGAAUUGUCACUUGUGUGUCAGCAGGAGCUAUGACCUCUGCUUCCAAAGUUAUUUAAUUUUCUCAGUGUUUGGAUGUUAUUUUUUGUAAGUGUGUUAAUAAAAGUGUAAAGAAUUGGAAAAAUAUAAAUAUUCUUAACUCAAGCAUUUGCUGAAUCAUUUUUCUACAAAACUUGUUUGUAUAAAACUCUCUGAAGAGUUGACUUUUCUCAGUUUUCAUACCCUGGAAAUCACAUUUUGUAAAGCUGGGGACCAUUCGUAAUUGUCGGGUACUUUUUUAAAUUAUCUCAGAACAUCACUUUUAUAUAUAGAUAUAAAAAAUUUUUUUGAAAGCAAAGAAAAUUAAAUACAUAUGUGGCCCCAGAUGUUUGUAUAACUCUAGGAUGAUCUAGACUAUGUAUGUUCAAAUUGACAUAAUUCACUGUACAGGUGUCCAGUUUUGACAGUAUGAUGCAUGGUCCUUUUAGAUCACAUGAAGUUUGAUUUGCAAACAUUUCUAUAGCUGAACUUGUAAUAUGUGGUUGCCUCCUUAAUAAACAGCCUGACCAUAAUGUUUAUUAUUAAA